AUAAAACCCCCAAAAAAAUGUUCGUAUUUUGGGGUUUUUCGGAGCGAGGGAAGGGUUUUAGCCUUUCGUGCUCCUCCCCUCCGACGAGCAUCAUUCUCACUUCUCUCACCCUCCCUCCCUUCCCCACCAUCUGCUUUCUACUUGCUAGAGUGUAGAGACCAAGAGAAAGUCGCAGAGCGGGAGUAAACUCUUGUAAGGGCAGAAUAUUUACAGAGCUUUAACAAUAGUCCAAGACGGCUCCCUGUAUCAGUGGUUGUAAUAAACUGGGGAGAGUUGCAGAGGCGAUGGCAGUGGGGGUUUCCACUCAGAGUGGCUCUUUGAAGCCCUGUUUCCCUCCUCCUUCCUGGUUAUCUCCGUCUUAUCGUCGCUUUACUUCGAUGGCUUCCUCCCCUCGCGCUUUCUCGGCUUCCAGUAAAGCUUUACAUAGGAAGGAAAUUUUCUCUCUCCAGCAUGAGAAUGGUUGCUUUUGCAAUAUCACUGGUAGUUAUCAUCAAUUUAAACGAGGUUUGAGUAAUUCAUCUGGACCAUAUGCUAGAAAGGAUGAUACAUGUAUAUUUGAUCUUGAUGGAAGAAAACAUUACUACCCAUAUACAUAUCCUCACUGGAAAUAUCAAAUGCAGAACCCCUUUGUUUCACCAGCUCGGAUGCACCCUCACCACCCAAAUCAGUUUGGUUCAGAGGGAAAAGUUUUGUCAGGGGGACUGGCUAAAAUGGCAGGAGUAGAGGGAGGAGAGAAGCAAACUCCUGGAAACCUUUAUGGGUUAAUGUUAAAAGGAGUGGGAGUUACUCCACCUUGUAGGCCCAAUGAUAAUAGGACUACCAAUUUUAGGGCUACAGGACCUACAGUGUCCAGUGAUAAGCAUCUCUGGAUUGAAGAAAGCCGAAAAGUGAGGGAAACAAGAUUGAACGUUCUUAAAAGAAUUGAGCUUGAGGCCUUGAGUGAUGGGGGUUCUUCUGAGAAGUUAGAUUCCUCCCUAGAUCCUCUCCAUGGAGAAGGUUCAGUUUACGUAGAGAGCAUGGUCUUGGAUAAUAUACCAUCUCAUAACCCACUUCGUGAACCAAUUGAAAGGGAAACAUGUACUGUAAAGGGUGGUGGCAAGACAACCUCAGAGUUUGACCACAAUUUGCAAUUGAAAGGUCCAAAUGAACCAGAAAAUAGAGUCCAGAACAACAUUGCUGUUACUAAUAUUUAUAAUCUUAAAUUGGCUAAUUCAACUCAAAUUAAUUUAUCUUCAACACAAGUUGCGACAAAGGAAGUUCAGUUUAACGAAUCACUCUCCCAGAAGCCUUUGGAGCAAAGUAAAGAAAAACCUUCCAAAUUAGCAGGGCAACAACAUGAUGGUGCAAUUAAAAGCGGUACAUCCAAUGGUGGAUUUCCUACUGUCACUAAGAAACCAGUUCAAAUCCCUGGUGGACCAAUAAAAUCAGGAGGGGAAUCUGAUAUUCGCAUGGCAGACCAUCGUGAGAGGCUUAUCUGCAUCUAUGAAAAGGUUCUUGUUGUUGACAGUAUUGCAGUUGCAAAGGAAAUUGUUGGAAUGCUUACAACACGGUACAAGGAUUUUGUCCAUGCAUGUGACACAGAGGUAGCCAAUAUUGAUGUAAAGGAGGAGACACCUGUUGAUCAUGGGGAAGUGAUAUGUUUCAGUAUCUAUUCUGGACCAGAAGUGGAUUUUGGAAAUGAGAAGUCUUGUAUCUGGGUAGAUGUUCUUGAUGGUGGUGGUAGGGAUAUUUUGAUGGAAUUUGCUCCAUUCUUUGAAGAUCCUUCCAUUAAAAAGGUCUGGCAUAACUAUAGCUUUGACAGUCAUGUUAUAGAGAACUAUGGGAUUAAGAUAUCUGGCUUUCAUGCUGACACAAUGCAUAUGGCACGGCUUUGGGAUUCUUCAAGACGGACAGAAGGUGGAUAUUCUCUUGAAGCACUUACAAAAGACCCAAAAGUCAUGUCUGGGGCUCAACAAUGCACAGAAGGAGAACUGAUUGGUAAGAUAUCAAUGAAGACAAUCUUUGGCAAGAGAAAAAUAAAGAAAGAUGGGUCAGAAGGCAAGAUUGUCAUGAUCGCUCCUGUUGAAGAGCUUCAGAGGGAAGAAAGGAUACCAUGGAUUUGUUAUUCUGCUUUGGAUUCAAUUAGUACCCUAAAGCUUUUCGAAAGCUUGAAAGUAAAGCUACAGAAAAUGAAGUGGGUUCUAGAUGGGUUUACAAGAGGAACCAUGUAUGACUUCUAUGAGGAAUAUUGGCGGCCAUUUGGUGAACUUCUAGUGAAAAUGGAAACUGAGGGAAUGCUGGUUGAUCGAACAUAUCUUGCAGAAAUUGAGAAGGUGGCCAUAGAAGAGCAACAAGUUGCUGUGAAAAGAUUUCGCAAGUGGGCAUCUGGGUAUUGCCCUGAUGCUAUGUACAUGAAUGUAGGAAGUGAUACACAAUUGCGCCAACUCUUUUUUGGUGGUAUUGUUAACAGAAAGGACUAUAAUGAGUUUCUUCCAGUCAAGAGGACUUUUAGAGUGCCUAAUGUUGACAAAGUGAUUGAAGAGGGCAAGAAGGCUCCCUCAAAAUUUCGUAAUAUUACACUAUUUAAAAUUGGGGAUGAAAUGCAAACUGAUAUGUAUACAGCCACAGGUUGGCCCUCAAUUAGUGGGGAUGCUCUUAAAAACCUUUCUGGAAAAGUCUCAGCAGAAUAUGAACUGACUGAUGAUAGUUAUGGCUUUCAGUCUGAUGAAAGCAGUGAAACUCCACUCGAAGAAACAGAUAAUGCAGUUAAUGAAAAAGCAUCUGCUUAUGGAACAGCUUACUCUGCAUUUGGAGGGGGAAAGGAGGGGAGGGAGGCUUGCCAUGCCAUUGCUGCGUUAUGUGAAGUCUGCUCUAUUGAUUCUUUGAUUUCCAAUUUCAUUCUUCCAUUGCAGGGCAGUCACAUAUCAGGAAAGAAUGGGCGUAUCCAUUGUUCAUUAAAUAUCAAUACCGAGACUGGGCGUUUAUCGGCCAGGAGACCAAAUUUGCAGAACCAGCCUGCAUUGGAGAAGGACCGCUACAAAAUCAGGCAGGCUUUUAUAGCUGCACCUGGAAACUCUCUCAUUGUUGCUGAUUAUGGACAGCUGGAGCUUAGAAUUCUAGCACAUCUUGCAAAUUGUAAGAGCAUGUUGGAUGCCUUCAAAGCUGGAGGAGAUUUCCAUUCAAGGACAGCAAUGAAUAUGUAUCCACAUAUUCGUGAAGCAGUAGAAAACAAGCGUGUUCUUCUAGAGUGGCAUCCUCAGCCUGGUGAAGAGAAACCACCUGUUCCUCUAUUGAAGGAUGCCUUUGCUUCUGAGAGAAGGAAAGCAAAAAUGCUUAACUUUUCUAUUGCAUAUGGGAAAACUCCAGUUGGUCUUGCUCGAGAUUGGAAAGUUUCUGUCAAGGAAGCAAAAGAAACAGUAAACCUCUGGUAUAAAGAAAGACAGGAAGUCUUGCGUUGGCAAGAAAAACGUAAACAGGAAGCUCAGACAGAGAGGCGUGUUCACACAUUGCUUGGACGGGCUCGCUGCUUCCCAUCCAUGGCUAAUGUUAGUAACUCUCAACGUGGCCACAUUGAACGAGCAGCAAUCAACACCCCAGUGCAGGGUAGUGCCGCUGAUGUUGCCAUGUGUGCUAUGUUAGAAAUAUCAAGAAAUGCUCGCCUGAAGGAGCUUGGAUGGAGACUUCUUUUACAGGUUCAUGAUGAAGUCAUACUGGAAGGACCAAGCGAAUCAGCAGAGGCGGCCAGGGGCAUAGUAGUUGAGUGCAUGUCCAAACCGUUCUAUGGCAUCAAUUUUCUCAAAGUUGACCUUUCAGUUGAUGCCAAGUGUGCACAGAAUUGGUAUGCUGCAAAGUAGAAAAUGCUUCUGUUAAUGGAUUUCAUUUCAGGAACA
Nelumbo nucifera (sacred lotus) is the source of this 3869-nucleotide messenger RNA. Lineage: Eukaryota; Viridiplantae; Streptophyta; Magnoliopsida; Proteales; Nelumbonaceae. The record is from RefSeq and is a predicted model, not a curated record.